Molecule: messenger RNA, 672 nt
Organism: Dromiciops gliroides (monito del monte)
Lineage: Eukaryota; Metazoa; Chordata; Mammalia; Microbiotheria; Microbiotheriidae
Product: immunoglobulin omega chain-like
Exons: 4
Coding region: 1-672 (223 amino acids)
Biological process (GO): immune response; immunoglobulin production
Source: RefSeq, a predicted model, not a curated record
AUGGCCUGGCCUCUUGUCUGCCUCUUCCUGCUCACUGUGUGCUCAGGUUCUCUCUCCCAGCUUGUGCUCACUCAGCCUUCCUCUGCCUCCUCCUCCCUGGGAGCCACAGCCAAACUCACCUGUACCCUGAGCAGUGGAUUCAGUAAUUAUGGUGUUGGUUGGCACCAGCAGAGCCCAGGGAAGGCCCCUCGGUAUAUCAUGUGGGUAAAAAGUGAUGGAAGUGUAAGCAGGGCUGACGGGAUCCCUGAUCGCUUCUCUGGCUCCAGCUCUGGGGACAAUCGAUAUUUAUCCAUCAGCAACAUCCAGCCUGAGGAUGAAGCCGAUUACUACUGUGGGGCAGAUUAUACCAUUGGUAGUAGUAAGGGUUAUUCACAGUGGUACAGCCACUCCAACUUCAGUGAGCUGGCCUUCACUCGCCAGCCUUGUUUCACUCAGGGCUGCUAUUUGGAUGGAUUACUUCCUGAGUUCUCUUGCAACAAGAAAGGCUGCCAGAGUGCUGCACAGGAUGCUGAGACUGGUCAGAAUGGUCAAAUGGUGAGAGUGCCUGAAGUGGAUGAAAGUGAGGCUGUGUUUCACAAAGUCAUCGGCCUCACCAUCUCUUCCAGAGUCAUCACAGUCCAGUGGCCGGACACAGCCAAGACAACUGGCGAUGGCUUGAGCCGUCGUGGAUGA